AUGCGCCAUUCAAACGCGUUUAAGGGAGUUUUGUUUGGCAUUUGUAGAGGGAGCAUUUCACUGGGAGGUAAUGAAAGAUUAUGGCGUAAAAGAAUCUUGGAUGAAAUAGUUAGUAUACCAAAUCAUGAGGAAGUAUGUUGUUGUUGUUGCAACUUUUCAAUUCAUGCAGUUGAGAUUCGAGAACAAAGAAGUUGCAGUGGAUAUCCACAAACAGACGAUGCAAUUUACAUUAACAGAAUAAGACGGCUGGCACGAGUGGUCAGAGAGAAAGAUAGAAAAAGAAUAAGACGGCUAACACAAGUGGUCAGAGAGAGGCAAAAAAUAUCCCAGCUUAAACGCGAACUGAAGGAACUGAAGAGACAAGAAGCACAAAAUAGCCGAUAUAGGCCAUACAACAUUCAAAUUCUGCGGCUUCCAGGGACAUAUGAAGCUACAGGACAGACCUCGAGGCCAGCAACAACCAACCACAAUCAUGUUUUCUACGAUAUGAUUAUCCCUCAUACUUAUUAUGGAAUGCCUCCAGCAGUGGCCGACAAGGCCUCUUUCCAACGAGUCAAGUGGCCGAACGCCCCUUUCCAACCAGAUGCUUCCAGCCAUACCAGAAUAACAACCCCACCACCACCAACUGUACACCAUCCAUAUACAUCCACCCCCUGCCACCCCACAAGCUACCUACUAUUUUCCGAUGUCUCCACCUCCACCACAAGGAUUCUAUAGGCCUCCAUAUCGGCCAUACUGGCAACCAGCUUAUGCAGCAAACAGCAGGCGACCUCCACUGCAGCAAUAUCGAGCUCCGCUACAAGGAAACAAUGGAGAUCCUGCCCAAAAUCAGCAACAAGAGAAGAAAAAAAGGGAGUCUCAAUGAUUUUAAAGUCAUUGACCAUCUCAAGCUAGCUAGGUCAUAGAUUUAUAUUUGCCAUUGAAUUCUUAAUUAUCUAAGAAUAAAUAUUUUUUGUUUGGUAUCUGACAUUUCAUUUAA
Capsicum annuum is the source of this 979-nucleotide messenger RNA. RefSeq lists its product as uncharacterized. Lineage: Eukaryota; Viridiplantae; Streptophyta; Magnoliopsida; Solanales; Solanaceae. The transcript is spliced from 4 exons. Bases 1 to 717 code for a protein of 238 amino acids. The record is from RefSeq and is a predicted model, not a curated record.